Messenger RNA from Durio zibethinus, 1888 nucleotides. Its product is annotated as putative WRKY transcription factor 46. Gene Ontology annotation, molecular function: DNA-binding transcription factor activity; transcription cis-regulatory region binding. The record is from RefSeq and is a predicted model, not a curated record. Lineage: Eukaryota; Viridiplantae; Streptophyta; Magnoliopsida; Malvales; Malvaceae. Gene Ontology annotation, biological process: regulation of DNA-templated transcription. Gene Ontology annotation, cellular component: nucleus.
CCACCUCAUUUCUUUCCAAUAACCUCCUCCCUUCCGGGUUUCUUUUUCCCAACAAAGCCCCUUUUCUUCUUCUUUGCAUGCACAGCUUUACCAUCUACACCCAUACUGGUUAAUUUAUAUCUCUUUCUUUGCCAAAUUACCUACCAUCAUUUCCCACUUUCUAGGUUCGUUGUUUCUCUUCAUUUUCCCUGCUCCCACAUUUGGGUUUUUCUUUCCUAGUGCAAUUUGGAUCUUAACUUCUUCUAUGUUUGCUUUUGGCUCUUCAUUUGUGUACGCUUGUGAUUCUCACAAAGCUUCAAUUUUCUCUUGACAUAAUCUAGUAUUGCUCCUUUUUUUUUUUUGUUUAAGCUUUUGAACCCCAAAGCUUGACAAAACAAUUACCUUUGAGAGCGUAUAGUUUACCACAUAUUUGGGCAGAUUUGUUUUUAAUGGAAAAAACGAUGGAUUGUGGUCAAAACACUCUUUUGAAUGAGCUAACACAGGGGAAAGAGCUAACUAAUCUGCUUAGGAUGCAUCUCCAUUCUUCUUCAUCUCCCGAAACACGCCAAGCCUUACUUGAGAAAAUACUCUGUUCCUAUGAGAAAGCUCUUUCAAUGCUGAAUUGGAAUGGUUUUGUGGUUGAAACUAAGCCAACAGGUAGCACGUUGGAAUCCCCUGGUUCCAUUGCCAAUAGCAGCCCAGGAAGCGAGGGCUCUGAUAAAAAAGAUGUGUUUAAAAAGAGAAAAACAUCGUCCGGAUGGACGGAACAAGUUAGGGUUUGCUCUGGGACUUCAUUAGAGGGGCCUCUGGAUGAUGGAUAUUGCUGGCGAAAGUACGGGCAGAAAGAUAUUCUUGGAUCCAAUUGUCCAAGGGGAUAUUAUCGAUGCACUCAUCGUCACUCACAAGGCUGUUUAGCCACAAAGCAGGUUCAAAGAUCAGACGAGGACCCUACAAUCUUUGAGGUGAAAUAUAGAGGACGACAUACCUGUAAACAAGCCUCUCACUUUGCUGCCACGUCUGUACCAGUGACGAGAGAGUCCAAACUGAAAGGCAAUCAUUCUCGACAAAAGCAGCAGCAACUUGAAGAGAAACAAAAACAAUCACAAGAGGUGUUUUUCAGUUUUGAGGCAGGGCUUAAGGUUAAAACAGAGGACUUGGACAAUAAGGAGGACAUUUUUCCUUCAUUUCAUUUCCCUGUUGAAUCAGAAGUGGAAAAUAGCAUGGUUAUUAAGACCCUAAUGGAAAAUGAUAUCAUGGGAAACCUUUCCCCGGCAUUUAUUUCUCCAGCGACAUCUGAAUCCAACUAUUUUUCAGUGUCACCGUGCCACAUGGGCAGCUUUGGUUUAGGCCAAAAUGUGCAGACUUCUGACUCUGAUCUUACAGAUAUAAUCUCUGCACCAACUUCAGUUACUAAUUCACCAAUUGGAGACCUGGAUAUCUCAUCACUUGAUAAGUUGGAAUUUGAUCCGAGCUUCCUAUUUGAUAAUCCUGAAUUCUUCUCUUAAUUAGGAGCAGAAGGAGAAAAGAGAUAUGUAGUGCACUAAUUUGUCAAGCUCAGCCAGCAUUAGAGAAGAGAUUGAGGAGUGUUCGUAUUGGCUGUGACCAGACGGCAAUGUAUCAGCCUCUGAUCGGAGCUAGCCAGGAGAACUAUAGGUUGAUUAGGCAGUUCAAUUCUCAGAAAUAAUUUGUUUUUCCCUUCAUUUGCCUUUGAUUAUUCACUUACCUUUCUUAAUUCAGGAGGCUUGAGAGUUGAAAGUGUUUCUUGUAACGAAAUCACAAAAAAAAAAAAAGAGUUGUAACCUUCCAUCCAUGUAAAAUUUUCUAAAUCUUCAAUUUAUAUGUGAUAGUGAUGUUUUGUUGAUAAAUAUGUGAACUAGCCUUACUAAUGAAUGGUUUAGUGAUACGUCUU